UCUUCCCUCGUCAUCUUCAUUACUUUAAUUGCCUAAAAAAGUAUCUGUUUCUAUAGAACCUCUUAACUUCAGUGCUUCAAUGGUGGUUCUCAAGUUCGUGUUCUUCAAGUUACAGACGUGAUCGAGAUUCUCGAGAAGAAACGGCGUGCGUGACUAGAAAAAAAUAAAUUAAAAAGACUCAUAAAGCUCAGAUCUGGAGUCCCAUCAUCAUCAUCAUCUUCACAAAGAACCAGCAAUGGAAGCUUGGAGGGUUUCUCUAUGUUUCUUCUCUCUCUAUCUGAUCAUCUCCGGAGCAGAAGCAGAUCCUUUACAAGACAAACGCGCGUUACUCGAGUUUCUAACCAUCACGCGCCCAACACGCUCGCUCAACUGGAACGAGACCACUCCCCUCUGCAAAAACUGGACAGGAGUCACUUGCAACCGCAACGAAUCUCGAAUUAUAGCCCUUAGAUUGCCAGCGAUCGGACUCAACGGUCAGAUUCCACCCAACACCAUAAGCAGACUCUCCGCUCUCAGAGUCCUCAGCCUCAGAUCCAACAGACUCUCAGGCCCAUUCCCUAUGGGCCUCGCCGGGCUUAAAGACUUGGGCUUUCUUUACCUCGAGGACAACGACUUCUCCGGCCCGUUGCCUCUGGACUUCUCUGUUUGGAAGAAACUCGUUAGCGUGGAUCUCUCGAAUAACAGAUUCAAUGGAACAGUUCCUGUCUCUCUCUCUGGUCUGAAACGGUUACAGUCGUUGAACCUCGCUAACAAUUCUCUCUCCGGUGUGGUUCCUGAUGAGCUGAGUGGGCUCUCUAGUCUGAAAGUGAUUGAUCUGUCUAACAACAAUCUCCACGGACCGUUACCGAGCUGGCUGCUAAGGUUCCCGCCGUCUUCUUACCAAGGCAUUGGUGAUGACGUCACUCACUUUCAACCACCUCCUGAACCACCGACUCGAAAGAAGCCUAAAGGAGUCACUAAGACGGUCUUCCUCCUCAUCGUUAUCUCUGUAUCGAUUGUACUACUCGCGGUUUUAGCGUUUGUGUUUGCGCUUUGUUACUUGAGGCGCAAGUUAAGGAUUGUUAAGGACCAUAAGCUGCAGAAGAAAGGCGGUAUGUCUCCGGAGAAGUUUGAUUCGAGGAUGGAAGAGGCUAACAACAGGCUGUCUUUCUUCGAAGGAUGCAGCUACUCGUUCGAUCUCGAGGAUCUGUUGAGAGCUUCCGCUGAGAUUCUUGGUAAAGGCACGUUUGGGACGACGUACAAAGCGGUUCUCGAGGAUGCGACUUCCGUAGCUGUGAAACGGCUUAAAGACUUUGCGGCUGGGAAACGCGAUUUCGAGCAGCAGAUGGAGAUUAUUGGAGGGAUUAAGCACGAGAACGUUGUGGAGCUUAAGGCUUAUUAUUACUCCAAAGACGAGAAGUUAAUGGUUUAUGAUUACUUCAGCAGUGGAAGUGUGGCUUCUUUGCUUCACGGUAACCGAGGAGAGAACCGGGUUCCGUUGGAUUGGGAAACGAGGAUGAGGAUUGCGAUUGGUGCGGCUAAAGGGAUCGCUAGGAUCCACAAAGAGAACAAUGGGAAGCUCGUACAUGGGAACAUCAAGUCUUCGAACAUAUUCUUGAACUCAGAGCGUGAAGGAUGCGUGUCUGAUCUUGGUUUAACAGCUGUAAUGAGCGCAUUGGCUCCACCCAUCUCUAGGCAAGCUGGUUACCGUGCGCCGGAAGUAACAGAUACAAGGAAGUCUUCUCAACUCUCAGAUGUUUACAGCUUCGGCGUCGUAUUACUCGAGCUACUCACUGGAAAAUCCCCCAUUCACACUACCGCAGGAGAUGAGAUUAUACAUUUGGUUCGAUGGGUACAUUCGGUAGUGAGAGAGGAAUGGACUGCGGAGGUUUUUGAUGUGGAGCUUCUUAGGUAUACAAACAUAGAGGAAGAGAUGGUUGAGAUGUUGCAGAUUGCUAUGUCAUGUGUUGUCAAAGCACCUGACCAGAGACCGAAGAUUUCUGAUUUGGUUAGGCUUAUGGAGAGUGUUGGAAACCGACGAGCCAGUCUUGAGACUAAACCAGAGAAGGAGGCCUCCGAGACUUCGACGCCGAGUGAAACUUGAUGAAUCUACAAAAAAAUGAAGAAACUGUUGAUAUAUGAAGUUUGUAUACUCUCUUCUGUUGAUCCUCUCUUCUUCGGUUAGAACCGGUUUAAUUAAACACAUUUCUGGUUAGGGAUUCUUGGUUUUUGCAAAAUUCAGUAUGAAUGAAUUGAGGAAAACAGAAAAAGAAACAUCUCUAGUUUCAGAAACU
Brassica oleracea var. oleracea is the source of this 2273-nucleotide messenger RNA. Its product is annotated as probable inactive receptor kinase At4g23740. The coding region runs from base 236 to 2083 and encodes 615 amino acids. The transcript is spliced from 4 exons. Gene Ontology annotation, molecular function: protein kinase activity; protein binding; ATP binding. The record is from RefSeq and is a predicted model, not a curated record. Gene Ontology annotation, biological process: protein phosphorylation. Lineage: Eukaryota; Viridiplantae; Streptophyta; Magnoliopsida; Brassicales; Brassicaceae.